CAGGAAGUAGAAAGAGAGAGUUGCUUUGAGCGAAGAAGAAGAAGAAGAAGCAAGAGAAAUUUGAAAGCAAGAAGCGUUUCCAACCAACCAAUAGAGAUCUGGAGUGAGCAAGAGGAGAGAGGCAAGGAGAGUUGAUUUGAAUGUCUGGGGACGAGAGCCGGCGAGAAAUUUGCUAGGGUUUCAUUCAUGACUACUAAGCGCGCUUACAAAUUACAGGAAUUCGUUGCCCACACUUCCGCCGUCAAUUGCCUCAAGAUUGGCCGGAAAACUUCCAGGGUUCUUGUUACUGGCGGAGAAGAUCACAAGGUCAAUCUGUGGGCCAUUGGCAAACCCAAUGCCUUACUGAGCUUGUCUGGACACACCAGUGGCAUUGAUUCCGUCAGCUUUGAUUCUUCCGAGGUCUUAGUUGCCGCAGGGGCCGCAAGUGGUACAAUUAAGCUUUGGGAUUUAGAAGAGGCUAAGAUUGUUCGCACCCUUACUGGUCACAGAUCCAAUUGUAUAUCUGUUGAUUUCCAUCCUUUCGGAGAGUUCUUCGCAUCUGGCUCCCUCGACACAAAUUUAAAAAUAUGGGAUAUCAGGAAGAAGGGCUGUAUUCACACAUAUAAAGGCCACACACGAGGAGUCAAUGCCAUCAGGUUUACCCCCGAUGGACGUUGGGUUGUUUCUGGUGGAGAGGACAACACAGUGAAGUUGUGGGAUCUCACUGCUGGAAAGCUCCUGCAUGAUUUUAAAUGUCAUGAGGGCCAGAUACAAUGUAUAGACUUUCAUCCCCAUGAAUUCCUGCUCGCAACAGGUUCGGCAGAUAGGACAGUUAAAUUUUGGGAUCUUGAAACCUUUGAGCUUAUUGGCUCAGCUGGACCUGAGACAACUGGAGUACGUUCUUUGACAUUUAGUCCUGACGGGAGGGCCCUACUCUGUGGAUUGCAUGAAAGUUUGAAGGUAUUCUCGUGGGAACCAAUAAGAUGCCAUGAUGCUGUGGAUGUGGGAUGGUCACGAUUGUCAGAUCUUAAUGUUCAUGAGGGUAAACUUCUUGGAUGCUCCUACAAUCAGAGUUGUGUCGGAGUGUGGGUUGUAGACAUCUCGCGCAUUGAGCCAUAUGCAGUCGGUAAUGCUAGCAGAUUGAAUGGGAACUCAGAAUCAAAACAUUUGGCUGGUGGUAAUCUGUCUGUACUCCAUGAGAACGCUGCUAGGUCUAGUUUAGGCCGGCUCUCUGUUUCCCAAAGUUCAGAUUCUCUAGUGAAGGAAACAAAGUCUCUUGGAAGGUUAUCAGUGUCCCAAAAUUCAGAUCCCGCCAAGGAGCCAAAAUCGUUGACAUCCACUGGCAGUGUUCCUGGUACUCCUCAACGGAUCAGUCUGAACUCCAGUCCAAAGGCUAUUGUUUCUAGUUCAGUGUCAGUUCCUAGCGCAACAUCCCUGAAAAGGAAUUCUGUUAAGACCAGCGUUCAAACCUUUAACAAGUCAGAUGUCAUACCUGUGAUUGUGCCUAGAACUAGUGCAAGGUCAGAGCUGGCAGCCGAGUCCAGAAAAGAAGCCAGUGUUGCUGGCAGAACAAUGCCAUUCUCUUCACAGUCAAAGACAAAUGAUUUUCGAAAGUUCUCCAAUGCCAGAGAAGAAGUGGAUAGGCCAACUAUCUCUAUAGUGUCUGAAUCGAUUGCUACUAAGGCUACCGAGUUAAGCACUACUGUAGAUAGGAGCGGUUUCUCAAAAACUAUAAGCUCAAGCCAAGCAAUAGAUAGUGCUGAAAGAAAUAUGAAGGAUGACAGAUGUGUUGGACCUGGGAAGCAGGAAACAAGUUCAUUGAUGGAGCCAUCUGCUAGCUUCCAGCAUGAAAGUUCUGAAACUCGAGGGCAUAAGGUGAUGAGAGAUGCAUACUCUGCUGAAGGUCAAAGAGGAGGACGAAUGCGGUCAAUUGCUGUGAAUUGGGAGAGAAGAGAUAGAUAUUCUAACUAUGAGGGACCUACCUCCGAUACCACCCUGGGAUCAGCAUCUGCAGUGAACCCUUUGAAUGCGAGAGGCUACACUACAUCUACAAAAAAAGAAACGGUAUCUACUAGUGAUGAGGAUGCAAUUGCUGAUGUUUUGGAGAAACAUGACCAAUUUGUUAGCUCCAUGCAAUCUCGUUCAACCAAGUUACAGGUAGUCUAUAGAUACUGGCAGAGAAAUGAUGUUAAGGGGGUAAUUGGUGCAAUGGAGAAGAUGUCGGAUCAUGCUGUCAUUGCUGAUGUAGUUAGCAUUAUGGCGGACAAAAUGGACAUUGUCACCCUGGAUGUAUGCACUUGUCUUCUGCCACUCCUCACUGGCCUUCUAGAAAGCAACAUGGAUAGGCAUUUAGGCAUUUCUCUAGAAAUGCUGCUCAAGCUGGUUAGAAUAUUCGGUUCUGUGAUCUAUUCAACAUUAUCAGCAUCAUCAUCUGUUGGUGUAGAUAUUGAAGCCGAGCAAAGGCUGGAGCGUUGCAACUUGUGUUUCAUGGAGCUUGAAAAGGUCAAAGGCUGUUUGCCUGCUCUUACCAGAAGAGGAGGAUCAAUUGCAAAGUCUGCACAGGAGUUGAAUCUAGCUCUUCAAGAAGUUUCAUGACUGAGGGUACUAUACAGUUAAUUUAUGCCAUUUUCGAGGGGGUUUGCAUUUUGGAGCAAUAUACGCAUCUUCUUCAACACCUGAUGAUUCGAUGCUUUGUCUUGCCUGGCCCUGGCUUGGCACACCCUUGCUGUACAUUAGUGCUAACUGCAAGCUGGCUCUAACUAUUCACUAAAGAAACGAGAGGCUAUUUGACAUGUCACCCUGCAUCCUGUUUGGGCAAUUUGCAAAUACCAUUCAAUUUCUGCUCCGUGGAGAAGACAACAACCCAUUCCAAGCUAUUUGAAAGUCCGCCAAGUUAAACUGCAUUUUUUUGCCACACCUUGCUGAUUUAUGUUUGUCUUUCUGUGUAAAAUAUUUAUGUCCUAAUGCAGUAGAUCGGU
Fragaria vesca subsp. vesca is the source of this 2957-nucleotide messenger RNA. Its product is annotated as katanin p80 WD40 repeat-containing subunit B1 homolog. Lineage: Eukaryota; Viridiplantae; Streptophyta; Magnoliopsida; Rosales; Rosaceae. The record is from RefSeq and is a predicted model, not a curated record. Gene Ontology annotation, biological process: microtubule depolymerization; microtubule severing. Gene Ontology annotation, cellular component: katanin complex. Gene Ontology annotation, molecular function: microtubule binding. The transcript is spliced from 19 exons. Bases 187 to 2574 code for a protein of 795 amino acids.